Messenger RNA from Pelobates fuscus (common spadefoot toad), 2133 nucleotides. RefSeq names its product dual specificity phosphatase 1 (gene DUSP1). Gene Ontology annotation, biological process: negative regulation of p38MAPK cascade; endoderm formation; protein dephosphorylation. The transcript has 4 exons. Gene Ontology annotation, molecular function: protein tyrosine/threonine phosphatase activity; MAP kinase tyrosine phosphatase activity; MAP kinase tyrosine/serine/threonine phosphatase activity. Lineage: Eukaryota; Metazoa; Chordata; Amphibia; Anura; Pelobatidae. The record is from RefSeq and is a predicted model, not a curated record. Gene Ontology annotation, cellular component: cytoplasm; nucleus. Bases 287 to 1396 code for a protein of 369 amino acids.
UGCAGCUCAAUCUAAAAGCCAGCCGCCUGUUAGGGAAAACAAUAAUCAAGAAACACACUUCAAGUUUUAGAAAAGAAACACAAACAACAAGCAGAAGAAAACUUGGAACCUAUAUCAGGACUGGCUUUUAUUGACGCUAUAGGACUUCACGAUUAAUUUUUAUUUUUAAUUUUUUUUUAAAUAACAUUGUAUCUCAAGAGGAAGAAGAAUCCUGAACGUUCGAAAGGAGCGGGAGAAUCUGUUUUGUUACAAGGAUCAGUAUUGUUUGGACGAGAUCUCGUCAGAAAUGGUCAAUAUGGAAAUUAGCAGCAUGGAUUGUAGCACUUUGAAAGAGUUCCUGGCAGAUGGGGGCCACAAAUGCCUCAUUUUGGACUGUAGGUCGUUUUUCUCGUUCAGCUCAUCCCACAUUAUCGGCUCCAGCAAUGUGAGGUUCAGUACCAUCGUUAAAAGGAGGGCUAAAGGGACCAUGGGCUUGGAGCACAUUAUACCCAACGAGGAGCAGAGGUGCAAGCUGAUAGCUGGGAUGUAUGAAGCAGUGGUUUUGCUGGAUGACAGGACCUCGGAUUUGGACCAACUGAGAAAGGACAGUACCAUGAUUUUAGCUGUCCAUGCCCUGUGUAGAGACCCACGAGGAAGCAGGAUCUUCUUUUUAAAAGGUGGCUAUGAGAUAUUUUCUUCAGAAUAUCCAGAAUAUUGCAGCAAAUCUUCUCCCCCUGUGGGUCUGAGUCUCCCCCUUAGUGCCAACAGUAUGCCAGGCAGUGCUGAUUCAAACUGUACCCCCUGUGGUACCCCACUCUAUGAUCAGGGUGGACCAGUGGAAAUUCUACCAUUUCUGUAUUUGGGAAGUGCUUACCAUGCUUCUAGAAAAGACAUGCUAGAUGCCCUUGGCAUUACUGCCCUAAUCAAUGUUUCUGCAAACUGCCCAAAUCAUUUUGAAGGACAUUAUGUGUAUAAAUCUAUUCCAGUUGAAGACAGUCAUAAAGCAGACAUCAGCUCCUGGUUCAACGAAGCUAUUGACUUUAUAGAUUCUGUUAAAAAGAUAGGAGGACGAGUGUUUGUCCACUGCCAAGCUGGGAUCUCACGCUCUGCCACCAUAUGCCUUGCUUAUCUCAUGAGGACUAACCGUGUAAAACUGGAUGAAGCCUUUGAGUUUGUCAAGCAGAGAAGAAGCAUCAUUUCUCCAAAUUUCAGCUUUAUGGGACAGCUUCUUCAGUUUGAGUCUCAAGUGCUAGCUCCUUCCUGUUCUGCUGAGGCAGGUAGUCCUACAAUAGCAGUUCUUGACCGAGGAACACCCACCACUACAGUCUUCAAUUUUCCAGUGUCCAUCCCUGUCCAUUCUACUGGAGGUUCUUUGAAUUACCUUCAAAGUCCCAUCACUACGUUUCCAAGCUGCUAAGAACACCGAACAAAUAGAACUUUGACAGAAGCACAUAGACUAUAUGUGUUUUUAUUAAGUGCAAUAAUCACCAAAAAACUAUUUCGUUGUCUUUACCUUUUUCAACAUCAGUCCAACAGAUGUGAAGACAAAGUUUUAGCCAGUUGAACUGGUAAACUCUGAUAGAGUCAAAACUGACAUAACGUUGUUUUGCCAUUUUUUUAUGAACUGUGUGUCCCACCACUAAGGAAUUCAAGAGACAAUUCACAACUUGCCUUCUAUUCUAUGUCUGCUAUUAAUGUUUGUUUGUUUGUUUGUUUUCUUUUGCAAUCUCCGUGUUUUAUAAUGGGGAUUUAACAGUAUUUUCAUUCCUGAAUUUUACGUUAUGCUAGUUGGUGAAGAGAGGCUGCUGUCUAUGAAUGCUUUUAUUUUAUUUUUUAUUUAUUCUGCAAGCUGCGUUUUGUCUUCAAAAGCCUAAAAUUUCAGCUUUCAACAGAGCGAAGAAAAUAUACCUCAGUAUUUUGUGGUACUGUAAUUCCCGUUAGUAUCUCAAAGCCAGCUUCAGUUUCCAAAGCACUGACGAAAAAGCACUAGGCCACAGCCUUCUUUUGAGUUUGCGACUGUUGUGAAUAUGCUAUGAUUUUAUUUAUAAUGCAAAAUAAUAUAUUUCUUCUCCUGGGAGAAGACCUUUUUAAUACAGAAUUAUGAACUUUUUUUAUACUGAUAGAAUAAAUUAUGACAUUUGUAUUGAAAAUCGA